Molecule: messenger RNA, 786 nt
Organism: Penicillium diatomitis
Lineage: Eukaryota; Fungi; Ascomycota; Eurotiomycetes; Eurotiales; Aspergillaceae
Product: translin family protein
Exons: 2
Coding region: 1-786 (261 amino acids)
Cellular component (GO): nucleus; cytoplasm
Molecular function (GO): sequence-specific DNA binding; RNA endonuclease activity; RNA binding
Source: RefSeq, a predicted model, not a curated record
AUGGGUACAAAGCGCUCCUGGGAAGGUCAGACUGUGGUGAACAUGUCCGCCUCCGAAUCCACGAAUCCCACGCUCGCCAUUUUUGGCAAUUUCCGCGACGAGCUGGACGAGCACCACGAUCGCCGCGAGCGCAUUAUCAAGGCUAGUCGCGAUAUCACUGCGCUCAGCAAGAAAAUUAUCUUCGCUUUACAACGAGUCCGAGCAAUCAAACAGCCGAUUCCUCAAAACAUCAUCAAAGAGAACGAUGCCCGUGUCGAACAAAUUUACAAACAUUUUGCCUCAGUCACAGCCGACCUCGUCGGCAUCAAAUCGUGGCGCUACCAGCGACAAAUCAGCGGCGGGAUUCAAGAGUUCAUCGAGGCCAUCUCGUUCGACCACUACCUCCGAACCGAGACAUUAAUCACACAUGCUGAGGUCGUGGAGCGUUUACCCGGAAUCCUGGUUACUGAGGAAGAUUAUCUGAUGGGCAUCUUUGAUCUCACGGGUGAAAUGAUGCGGUUCGCCGUGACAGCUUUGAGCUCGGGCAAGGUGACGCCGACGGACGCUGCCAAGGCCGGUGUUCUCGUGGAUCUUCGCGCGAUUCGCGCACGCUGCGAGGCGCUGAGUGUUUCAGGGCGACACCGUGCGUCCAUGUACAAGGACCUGGCGAAGAAGAAGGAGGUCAUGCAAAACAGCGUGGAAAAGGUCGAGCGUGCCGCGUAUGGCAUUCUCGUUCGUGGGAGUGAACGGCCUAGCGGGUGGACUCCAGAUUUGUCGGGACCCGCGAUGGAAGUCGAGACUCAUUGA